Scheffersomyces amazonensis is the source of this 2389-nucleotide messenger RNA. RefSeq names its product tryptophan synthase (gene TRP5). Gene Ontology annotation, cellular component: cytoplasm. Gene Ontology annotation, molecular function: tryptophan synthase activity. Lineage: Eukaryota; Fungi; Ascomycota; Pichiomycetes; Serinales; Debaryomycetaceae. The record is from RefSeq and is a predicted model, not a curated record. Gene Ontology annotation, biological process: L-tryptophan biosynthetic process. The transcript has a single exon. Bases 227 to 2347 code for a protein of 706 amino acids.
CGUACUGACACUGAUAUCCCUCUGUUACCCUGAACUGACUCAUUAACUAUCGCGCACUUUUGGGUCGUCCGCUGCCUGAAAAAUUCAUCGGGCUGCAAUAUAAAGAGCCGGUUCAGCACCACUAUUAGUUAGCAAUUAUAAUCUGGUCACUAUUAGACAGUAUAGAACCUAUAAACUAUAGAUAACUAUAACUUAUAAGCUAUAGAAGAACAACUGCUUAUACACUAUGUCGGAAUUAAUUAGACAAACAUUUGCUAAUGCUAAGGCUCAAGGUAGAAAAGCCUUAGUUAAUUUCAUUACUGCUGGAUAUCCAACUAUUGAAGAUACUUUACCAAUCUUAAAGAAUAUGCAACUGGCAGGAGUUGAUAUUAUUGAAUUAGGUAUUCCAUUUUCUGAUCCUAUUGCCGAUGGUCCUACUAUUCAACAAGCCAAUAAUGUUGCCUUAGAUAAUGGUAUUACUGUUCCUAAAUGUCUUGAUUUAGUUAAACAAGCAAGAGCUGAAGGUGUUGUAGUACCUAUUAUUUUAAUGGGUUAUUAUAAUCCUAUUUUAAAAUAUGAUGAAGUUAAAUUUGUUGAAGAUGCUGCUAAAGUUGGAGCUAAUGGAUUUAUUAUUGUUGAUUUACCACCUGAAGAAGCUAUUAGAUUUAGAUCUUUAUGUAUUAAAAAUGAAUUAAGUUAUGUACCUUUAGUUGCUCCUGCUACUACUAAUGAAAGAUUAAAAGUUUUAGGUGAAAUUGCUGAUUCUUUCAUUUAUGUAGUAUCUAAAAUGGGUACUACUGGUGCUUCAAAGACUGUUUCAUUUGGUAUUGAAGAUUUAUGUGCUAGAGUUUCAAGUAUAGUCGGUAAAGAUAUUCCAUUAGCUGUUGGAUUUGGUGUUUCAACUAGAGAUCAUUUCUUAGCAGUUGGUAAAGUGGCUGAUGGUGUAGUUAUUGGUUCAAAGAUUGUUACACUUAUUGGUGAAUCUCAACCGGGUCAAAGAGGUAAAGUUGCUUAUGAUUAUGUAAGAUCCAUCUUAGGUGAAGAUUAUCAAGUUCCUGAACAAGUUGUUCUUACUAAAUCAGAUUCUUCUUCUACUUCUACUUCUACUUCAAGAGAAGCUAAACCAAUCAUUGAAGAAACCCAUAAAUAUAAUCCAAGAUUUGGAGAUUUUGGAGGUCAAUAUGUUCCAGAAGCCUUACAUUCUUGUUUAGCUGAAUUAGAAAAAGGUUUUGAAGAUGCUGUUGCCGAUCCAAAAUUCUGGGAUGAAUUUAAAUCUUUAUACUCUUAUAUUGGUAGACCAUCAUCAUUCCAUAAAGCUGAAAGAUUAACUGAAUAUGCUGGAGGUGCCCAAAUUUGGUUAAAGAGAGAAGAUUUAAAUCAUACUGGAUCUCAUAAGAUUAAUAAUGCUUUAGCUCAAGUAUUAAUUGCUAAAAGAUUAGGUAAAAAGAAAAUUAUUGCUGAAACUGGUGCAGGUCAACAUGGUGUUGCAACUGCUACUGCUUGUGCAAAAUUUGGUUUAGAAUGUACAGUAUUUAUGGGAGCAGAAGAUGUUAGAAGACAAGCUCUUAAUGUAUUUAGAAUGAGAAUUUUAGGAGCUAAAGUUGUUGCUGUUAAAAAUGGUACUCAAACUUUAAGAGAUGCCACCUCUGAAGCUUUCAGAUUUUGGGUAUCUAAUUUAGAAACUACUCAUUAUGUUGUUGGUUCAGCCAUUGGUCCUCAUCCAUAUCCAACAUUAGUUAGAACUUUCCAAAGUGUUAUUGGGCAAGAAACUAAAGAACAAUUUAAAGCUUUAAAUAAUGGUAAAUUACCAAAUGCCGUUGUUGCUUGUGUUGGUGGAGGAUCUAAUUCUACCGGAAUGUUUUCACCAUUUGAAAAGGAUUUGGAAGUUAAAAUGUUGGGAGUUGAAGCUGGAGGUGAUGGUUUAGAUACUGAUAGACAUUCAGCUACAUUAACAGCCGGUAUUCCUGGGGUCUUUCAUGGAGUUAAAACUUAUGUAUUACAAGAUAGUGAUGGACAAGUUCAUGACACUCAUUCAGUUUCUGCUGGUUUAGAUUAUCCCGGUGUUGGACCAGAAUUAGCCUUUUGGAAGAGUACUGGACGUGCUGAUUUUAUUGCUGCUACUGAUGCUCAAGCUUUACAAGGUUUUAAAUUAUUAUCUCAAUUAGAAGGGAUUAUUCCUGCUUUAGAAUCAUCUCAUGCCAUAUAUGGAGGGGUUGAAUUGGCUAAAACUUUACCAAAAGAUCAACAUAUUGUUAUUAAUGUAAGUGGUAGAGGUGAUAAGGAUGUUCAAAGUGUUGCAGAAGUCUUACCUAAAUUAGGUCCUGAAAUUAAUUGGGAUUUAAGAUUUGAAGCUGAUCCUUCUAAAUAAUUUCUAAAUAACUAAUUAGAUUAUAACAUAUAUAAAUAUAUU